AUGGUGCGCAGUGAAGACGAAUUAGGAGAGAAGAUUGAUAGGUGUUUUGCGGAUUCACUAUUGAAAAUAAGCGGUGGUAUUGCUAUCGGCAUUGUUGCUAGUGUGGCCUUAUUCAAGAGCAGAUCGUGGCCUAUAUGGUUCGGAUCAGGUGUGGGUGUGGGCACUGGUUGGUCGAAUUGUCGUCACGAUUUGGCGCAACCCUAUUUACUACAUGGAAAAAAAGUUCCAGUUGGGCAAGACAUAGAAGGUAAAACUACAUAUGCAAUUGUCAAGGAGAAGUAG
Angiostrongylus costaricensis is the source of this 282-nucleotide messenger RNA. The record is from the annotation of a GenBank genome assembly. NCBI's taxonomy places the organism in Eukaryota, Metazoa, Nematoda, Chromadorea, Rhabditida, Metastrongylidae.